This is a messenger RNA of Danio rerio (zebrafish), 8154 nucleotides long. Lineage: Eukaryota; Metazoa; Chordata; Actinopteri; Cypriniformes; Danionidae. The record is from RefSeq and is a predicted model, not a curated record.
UGAAUAUUAAGUACUUCACCCUUUACCAUAGUAGCUUUCGUACCUUAAUUCGCGGACGGGAAGUAGCUGGACACAAGAGCUGCGCACCCACCUCACAAAUCAGAUGCUUACACUAGAAUCCCGAUAAAAUUCACUUUAAUUGAGUCAGAAGCAUUGUUUAGCAAUGUAAACAUUAGCGGCUUUCCCGCUGCUGAUAAUAAUAAGUGACGCGCGCGUGACGUGUGAGUGUUGUUAAAGUGAAUCAUCUGUACUGUAGAGAUGCUGAGCUUUAAACAGGAGGCCUGAAAUCCUCAUUUUCAGCCCAAAAAUCAUCAGAAAUCUUCAGCGCGAUGGAGGAGAUUCUGCGGAGGCUUCAGAAGGAGGCGUCGGGCAGUAAAUACAGGGCGAUCCGGGACUCCUGCGGUGUGGCGUGCGAAACUCUUCAGGCUCAGAAUGGAUCAGUUAAAAUAUCACCAUCUAAACUCAGAGAGAAGUGUUUAUUCCCUCUUCAGUUGGCGCUGGAGUCUAAAAACACCAAACUGGCACAGACGGCCCUCACUGGGAUGCAGAAGAUCCUGUGUGAGGAUUGUUUUCUCGCGGUGGAAGCAGAAGCUCCAGAGAAACAACUGUUGGGUCAAAUCCUGGAAGCUGUCAGAGUGACGCCGAGCCUCCAUGAAGACCUGCAGGUGGAGGUUAUGAAGGUCCUACUUUGCGUCACCUACUCCUCGACCUUCGAGAUCACUGGCCGCAACAUCUUGAAAAUUGCUGAGGUAUGUAUAGAGACGUAUAUAUCCAGUUGUCAUCAGCGCAGUAUCAACACGGCGGUCAGAGCCACUCUCAGCCAGAUUCUUGGAGACCUCACUCUACAGCUACGCCAUAGACAAGAAAACACAGAUGUUGAUGGUGAAGAACAGUGUAUUCCUGUGCACCAGCGCAAAGAUGUCUCUCCCAGUACUGAGGCGCUGUAUGAAGAUGUUGUCAUGGUCCUCACUGUUUUCUGUGACAAACUGGAGUCCGUCUCAAAUGAAAACCAGCUGCUGCAGCUGUUGUACCUGGAGUCUAUUUUGUCCAUGCUCAGCAGCUGUCCUCCCACAAUGCACCUGCAGCGAAACUUCACUGACCUAGUCUGGAAGCAGUUAUGUCCCACCCUGGUGGUGAUAAUGGGAAACCCAGCGAGUGAUAAGAGCAUCACCUCUGCUCAUGGCGCUCAGUGUCAGGACUCAGUAUCAGCCCCGGGGUCAGCGGUUCUGGAUCAGGGCAGGGGUUCGGGAUGCUCCUCUAGUGCUCCGCUUAUGAUUGGGCCGGUGGUCCGGACCAUCUGCUAUGUGGCUGCAGAGUUGGUGCGUCUGGUAGGCUGUGUCGAGUCCAUGAAACCUGUUUUGCAGUCUCUGUACCACCGUAUUCUGCUCUACCCGCCACCCCAACACAGAGUGGAGGCCAUUAAGAUUAUGAAAGAGAUUGUGGGAAGCCCCCAGCGCUUGUUUGACCUCGCCGGUCCAUGCGUGAUUGAACACGAGACGAGAAAGAGGUCUUUCUCCAAAAGGAAAUCACAUCUCGAUCUUCUCAAACUCGUAAUGGAUGGCAUCACAGAAGCGUGUAUGAAGGGUGGGAUUGAGGCCUGUUACUCCUCCGUCUCCUGCGCCGGGGCCCUAUUAGGUGCCUUGGAUGAGCUCAGUCAGGGGCGUGGCCUGCAGCAGGACCAGACCCGCAUGCUGCUGCGCCGAUUGGAGGAGCUCAAGGAAGGGGCGGAGUCAAUGCGUGAGUCUGUGGAAGUCAACGAAGCGGACUUCCGCUGGCAGCGGCGAGUGCUCUCAUCCGAAAACGCUGCAUGGGAGGCGAGCAUUACCGAACGCAGCCCUGACAUUAGCAUUAGCGUCACCACCGACACAGGCCAGACCACUUUGGAAGGGGAUGUAGGGCAGACUACGCUUGAAGGGGAUAUGGGGAGGACCACUCCUGAAGAUUGCGGGGACGAACCGCGACUACCUUCGCCUACCUGUGGAUCUCGUCAGGAGUGUGUCGCACCUGAAAUCUCAUCCUCUACGGCUCCUCCUGACGUAGUGCAACGCAGCCAUGGCCUAGCCUAUCCUGACAUCACCAACUUCUUAUCGGUGGAGUCCCGGACGCGUUCGCAUGGCUCCCGAUACAGCGAGAGUAACUUCAGUGCCGACGAGCAGGAGCUGUCCAGAACAGAGUUUGACUCCUGUGAUCAGUACUCCAUGGCUGCAGAAAAGGACUCCGGACGGUCUGAUGUAUCCGAUAUGGGCUCUGAUAACUGCUCAUUGGCUGAUGAGGAGCAGACGCCGCGGGACUGUCCCGGCCACCGUACACUGCGGACUGCAGCUUUGUCUUUAAAGCUGCUGAAGAACCAGGAGGCGGACCAACAGAGCGCAAGGCUCUUUGUGCAGUCUCUAGCCACACUUCUGCCCCGUCUGCUGGGACUGCACAGCACCACAGAUGUAGAUGCGACCCUGCAGAACUUCUCCUCCACCUUCUGCUCGGGACUACAAGCAGGUGGGGUUCAUUCUCCAGGUUUCGAGGGCAAUGAAAACCUGAACUGUCAGGCUCUAAUGAACGCAGACGGAUUGUACCUGGUCUCCUAUUAUGCUCUCCUGCUCAACCUCAAGCUGUGCUGCUGUGACUAUUACCACAGAAAGCCCACGUCUGCUCUGGUGUCUCUGAAGGAGUUUGUGCGUCAGAUUCAGAGCAGUGGGGUUCUGGUGGUCUUGUCUCAGGCCUGGAUAGAGGAGCUUUAUAACCAGGUUUUGGAGAGAAACCUGCUGGGAGAAGCGGGAUACUGGGGCUCGGCUGAGGAGCAGUCUUUACCCCUCAUCACCAUGCUCACUGAUAUUGAUGGACUGGGCAGCAGCGCUAUUGGUGGUCAGCUGAUCAGAAAAGCCUCAUCACAGUCACCCUUCACCUGUGACAAAAACGGCAAUGACAGCCUGGUGGCAGGUGUGGUUUUUGCGCGUUACAUCCUGACCGGCUGCUGGAAAAACCUGAUCGACACACUGUCCACGCCGCUCACAGGGCGCAUGGCUGGAAGCUCUCGCAGUCUGGCUUUCAUUCUGGGGGCAGAGGGCGUUAAAGAGCAGACGCAGAGGGAAAGAGACACCAUCUGCCUCAGUCUGGACGGUCUGCGCAAGGCUGCAGCGCUCAGCUGCGCUCUGGGGGUGGCAGCCAACUGUGCUUCAGCACUGGCGCAGAUGGCAGCGGCUUCAUGUGUUCAGGAGGACAAAGAGGAGAAAGAAUUAGGAGACACUGGAGAUGCCAUUACUCAAGUGAAGCAGCGUGUGGAACAGAAGCUGGAGCAGAUGAGCCGUUCUCAGGGCGUGAGGCUUCACACUGCUCAUGUCCUCUGCAUGGACGCCAUUCUCAACGUGGGCCUGGAAAUGGGCAGCCAUAACCACGACUGCUGGCCUCACGUCUUCAGGGUGAUCGAGUAUGUGAGUACACUGGAGCACACUCACUUCAGUGACGGCGGCUCUCAGCCUCCUCUGGCCAUCACGCAGGCGCAGCAGGCUGUAGCCGUGGAUCUGGAUCUGGGUCUGGAUCUGAGCGCAGAGGUCAGUCCGGAGCUGGAGCUGAGCCUCAGUCAGCCUGUCAUCCAGCCGCUCUCCAUCCAGCAGCUCCUGAAGGACAGCGCUCGCGGGAAAGCCUUGGAUCUGCGGGGCGGGAGUCUGCUCACGGGAACCAGCGCAGCCAAAGCCGUCUGCACACUUUCCACACAAGCUGACAGGCUGUUUGAGGACGCCGUCAGUAAACUCAACCUCGUGAGUCUUGUGGGAUUCCUGCAUCAGCUCAGAAAAGCUUCACAGUCUCAGCUGUUUGAUUCCGUCACAGAAACUGGAGACUAUUCACUGGCCAUGCCAGGAGAGGCAAAGUCGACCCAGGACAAGCGCAGCGCCCUGCACCUCUUCCGGCUGGGAGAAGCCAUGCUGCGCAUCGUGAAGAACAAGAGCAGGCCGCUGCUGCACAUGAUGAGAGCCUGGAGCGUUGUAGCACCACACCUGGUGGAGGCGGCCUGUCACAAGGAGCGCCACGUGUCCCAGAAGGCCGUGUCCUUCAUCCAUGAUGUCCUGAUGGAGGUUUUGAGCAGCUGGCCGGAGCUGCCGCAUUUUCACUUCAAUGAGGCUCUUUUCAGACCGUUUGAGCACAUCAUGCAGCUGGAGCUCUGCGAUGAAGACGUCCAGGAUCAGGUGAUCACUUCCAUCGGAGAGCUGGUGGAGAUGUGUUCAGCGCAGAUUCAGUCUGGAUGGAGGCCGCUCUUCAGCGCUCUCAGAACCGUGCAUGGAAACAAGACGGAUGUCAAGGAUUAUCUGAUAGGAGAAUAUUCUAUGGGGAAGUCUCAGGCUCCAGUGUUUGAUGUGUUUGAAGCCUUCAUUAACACAGACAACAUUCAGGUGUUUGCUAACGCCGCCACCGACUACAUCAUGUGCCUUAUGAAGUUUGUCAAAGGUUUAGGUGAAGUGGACUAUAAGGAGAUUGGCGAUUGUGUUCAUGUCAGUGGAUACAGCUCUACAGAUCUGUGUCUGCCUGCGCUCGAUUACCUGAGGAAGUGCUCACAGCUGCUUGCCAAGAUCUAUAAGAUGCCAUCAAAGCCUGUGUUUCUGGGUGCGCGGCUGGCGAGUCUCCCAAUGAGAGUGCAGGAGAGAUCCGUGAGCAGCGAAGACGGCUUGGACUGUGUGCUAGCCGAGUUUGAUGACGAUACAGGUCUGAUUCAGGUGUGGAUCCUGCUGUUGGAGCAGCUGACAGCCGCUGUGUCCAACUGUCCCCGACAGCAUCAGCCGCCGACCCUCGAGCUGCUGUUUGAGCUUCUGCGGGAGGUCACCAAAAUACCAGGGCCCGGUUUCGCCAUCUUCUCUGUCAUCCAGCUGCUUCUUCCUGUGAUGUCACUGUGGCUCCAGCGUAGUCAUGGCGAUCACUCAUACUGGGACAUCGCAGCCGCAAACUUCAAACACGCCAUCGGACUGUCCUGUGAGCUGGUGGUGGAGCACAUCCACAGCUUCAUACAUUCAGAUAUUGGCUAUGAGAGUCUGAUUAACCUGAUGCUGAAAGAUCUCUUCAAACUGCUGGUUUCCUGUGUGGCAGAACCGGCUGAAACCAUUUCCAGAGUCGGCUGCUCCUGUAUCAGGUAUGUUCUGGUAACCGCCGGGCCUGUUUUCACUGAGGAGAUGUGGCGUUUAGCAUGCUGUGCCCUGCAGGACGCUUUCUCAGCCACUUUGGAGCCUGUCAAGAACUUGCUGGCCUGUUUCCGGAGCGGUUCAGACAGUUUCACUGGAGAUGCGUGUGAAGUGAAAGUGGCAGCCCCGUCACACUCUCCCUCAGCAGAAGCAGAGAACAUGAGGAUUCGGGCCAUGGCUCAACAGGUGUUCAUGCUGGAUACGCAGUGCUCUCCUAAAACUCCCAGCAGCAAGGAUGGGUUUGAGCAUGCUCAGUCCUGCGUGCUGAUCAUUGAGCUUCCAGCUGACCAGCACUCCAACGGCCAAGCUCAGAAGAGAAAAAUCGGGAUCCCGUUCAGGACUCUGGUUGUGAGUUUACUGUCCCAUCAGGUGCUCCUGCAGAAUCUGUAUGACAUCCUGUUAGAGGAGUUUGUCAAAGGUUCUGAGGGCAAAAUCACGGCUGUGUCGGAGCCAAAACCUGCAGGAUUUCUCCGCUACAUCUCCAUGCAGAACCUGGCCAUCAUCUUUGACCUCCUGCUGGACUCGUAUCGGACUGCCCGGGAAUUUGACACCCGUCCUGGCCUGAAGUACCUGCUCAUGAAAGUGUCCGGAGUGUGUGGAGCUGCUAACUUAUACCGCCAGUCUGCCAUGAGCUUCAAUAUCUACUUUCAGGCUCUGCUUUGUGCAAUGCUGACAAACCAGGAGAACAUGAGCGUGGAGCAGGUGAAGAAGAUCCUGAGUGAGGAAGAGGAGGGCGGAUCAGACUCCUCUCAGCAGUGCUCCUCCGAGGACGAGGAUAUAUUUGAAGAAAUGGCUCAAGUGAGUCCUCCACGUGCCCGAGAGAAACGUCAGUGGCACACGCGUAUCCCAUCUCUGAGCACGCAGCCCGCCAGCAGUGCCGACUGGGCCUGGCUGGUAAAACGUCUGCACAAACUCUGCAUGGACUUGUGCAACAACUACAUCCAGAUGCACCUGGACCUGGAGAGUACUUUGGGAGAGCAACCCACCCAUCGUGCUGACCCACUCUUUUUCUUGCCCCUUUUUAAUUCUGAGACUUCCACGCCCUCAACUGGUGGCCUGUCUGGCCACGGGACUCCUUCAGAAGACAGUUUCCGCCUUAACCUGGAUGAGACGCCCUCAGAAGACGUUCAUAGUCCCGGCGGGUCAAACGCAAGCUUUCCCCAGCGGCGGGACGGGGGCCGCAAGAAGGAAUGGUGGGAGAGUGCUGGAAACAAGCUGUACACCAUAGCCACCGACAAGACCAUUACCAAACUGAUGAUCGAGUACAAGAAACGCAAGCAGCAGCAGCAGCACAAUCACACCAUGUUUGCCAAAGAUGUGAAGGCAGGAGAAAAGAGGGGCGAGCCUGUGACCCUACGAGGCCCGGACUCGCCCGGACCGCAGAGGCCCCAACAGCUGGUUGAACAGGGGCCCAUGAGGCAUUCCUUUAGUGCGGGACCCGAGCUGCUGCGGCAGGAGAAAAGACCACGAUCGGGAUCCACAGCCAGUUCACACAACAUCUCUCUCAGAGAUUCUGAGGCGCAGAUACAGGCCUGGACAAACAUGGUCCUGACCAUCCUGAAUCAGAUCCAGCUUCUGCCGGACCCCACGUUCAUGGCUCUGCAGCCGGCGGUGUUUCCCUGCAUCAGUCAGCUGACCUGUCAUGUGACCGAGCUGCGCGUGCGGCAGGCGGUGCGUGAGUGGCUGGGCCGAGUGGGACGCGUUUAUGACAUCAUCCUGUGAUGAACUCGCCCCGCUCUCAUCUCCGACACGUGCUUUACUGUUCGCUUAACUUUGCUAACUUUUUUCUAGUGCUGAUUGAUCUCAGUGUGAUGCCGAUCCCUUUUUGUGAAUGUUCUUCAUGCCGUCAUGUCUUCAGAAUCUCUAUUUUUAUUUAUAUUUCUAAAAGGCUUCAAAAUCUACAUGUGCCAUAUGUAGACUUAUGUUUUCUCUCUCUCGUCCAAUCCUUUAAAGUUUUUUCAAUGCCCUUGAAGAUUUUAAUCAGCUAAAGUCAAUGCACCUUUGUUGAAGCAUCUCUCAAAGCAUCUAAAGCAUGAACUUCCGCUUAUGCAGUUCAUUUAGCUAAUUUUAUCCACACAUUUCAUACGAUGUGCAUCAUAUUCAGUGCUUUAAUUGACGAUUUUAAACUGAUUCCUCUGAUUUCAAGUUUAAUGUCAUCAGAAACACUGUAUGAGAUAUUACCAAGUCUUACAGAUAUCAGCUCAUAGAGUAUUAUUAGGUCCAGUUAUUUAUUGUUUGUAAAUUGUGAACCACUGGGAGAAGCUGAUUAAACUAUGCUCCAGCUGCUCAUAAAAAUCAUUAUCCUAUUUAAAGGAACAUUGCACUUUUUUCAAAGGAAAUACAUUCAUUUUACAGCUCUCCUACAGUUAAACAGCUGAGUUUCAGCAGAUUUGAACCCAUUCAGCCGAUCUCCAGGUCUGACAGGAGCACUUAGCUUAUAAUAUUCCUAUUUAUUCCUAUUUAUUUUUUUGAAGAUUUACUUUUGGCCUUUUUUGCCUUUAUUAAGUAUAUAGGACAGUAUUAUAAACAGGAAGUGUAGUGGGAGAGAGACAGGGGUUAGGGAUGGGAAAUGUCCUUAAGCCAGGAUUUGAACUCUGGACGCCCUGAAGUGCUACUGCACCAUAUGUGAGCAAGCUAACCAUUAGGCUUUUGCGCCAACAAUAAUAUUUCUAUUUAAAAGAUACACUGCACUUUUAUUUUAAGGAAAGUCUUUUUUUUUUUUCUAAAGCUCCCGAAAAUUAAACAGUUGAGUUUUAGCAUUUAUGAAUCCAUUCAGCGGGAGCAUUUUUAGCUUGGCAUAGAUCAAUGAAUCAGAUAAGACCAUUAGCAUCUUGCUCGAAAAACGACUAAAGUUUUGAUAAUAUUCCUAUUUAAAGCUUGACUCUUCUGUAGUUACGUUGUGUAUUAAGACCAACGUAAAAUGAAAAGUUGCUAUUUGCUGAUAUGACUUGAACUAUACUCUCAUUCAUGCGUAAUAUAUUAUAUAUAAAUA